GAUACUAGAACGAAAAUGAGUAAAUGAAAAGAGAAAAAGAAGGGAGCGGUUUCUACGUCAAAAGCUAAACAUCUUUUCAUUCUUUCUUUCUUUGUUUGUAGCACAGCUGCGCUACAGUCUCUUGUUUGGAUGCUAAGAAAGAAAGCAAAGUAAAAAUGAAAAUAAUGGCUUAUGCUUUCCACUGCUGACACUCACCUACUUUGUAAGUCUUUUGUUCUUUGGUCUUUUUUUCUGAAACUUUGGUCAAAUAUUUAUGUGUUUUUGUCUUGUAAGUUAUUACCAACUUGGGAACCCAGUUUGCAUGUUGGAGUUGGGUGUCUGAAAACAGGUUUAGAUGAUCAUAUGAAGAGCUGUUGUUAUGAGUUAUGACGACUGUGUAUAAGGUUUUUCUGGGGAAUCGAGUGUUUGGCUCUUUCUGUGGUAAACGGGCCAAAUACUGAAGUACUUGAAUAUAUAUAAAGAGCUCCGCAGUUUCUUCAUCAUCGAAUGCAAAGCAACAAAAUAUAAGUGAAAUUCUUGAGUAAUUUGGAGUUGAGAGUUUUAGCUUGUAAGCUGUCAGCUGUGAAUAUAGACAAUGGAUGACUAUCUUGAUCAGUUUUUCUCCUCCUCAUCAUUGUCAGAUGUGAAUGUUAAGGAAAGAUCAUCUUGGGUUCAAUGCGAAUCUGAUCAGUCAAAUGCACUGUUGCCUAGUUCACUUGGAGUAUAUCGAGAUGAUAAAAAUAGUUCUUCUGUAAGCAUGAUUAGCUCGAACCACAGCCUGGAGUGUUUAGCUGCACAUAAUACUCCCUCUCUAGUUCCUAGUGGAGAGUCAGGAUGUGGUGUUGAACAUGGUUUGAUGUCUGGAGAAGGUGGACCACAAAUGGUUGGCGAAAAUUGCAGCGGUAACUCCUCAAAAGAGAUGCUGAAUGGAAGCUUAGGAUUUGGAAACCUGGGACUGCAAUUUAAUACAGCUGUUCUUUCCUCUGGUUCACUGAACCUUGGUUCUUCAAACGAUCUUCCGGUUGUUGGUGAUAUGACCCCAUCUCUAUCGUUUAACGAGAGAGGGCAUAUAUUAUGCAAUGGAGGAGAAUCUUCUGAGUUUCGGAGAUCACUUACAGGCUUGGAAACUCUUUCUCCAAUUCCACAAGUAUGGCACCCACAACCUUAUGAUGGCGUUUCUUCCAUUCCCACUUUGAUGGGACAAACCAGAAUGCAAAGCUCUCGUCUUCAAGGAGAAAAUGGAAAUGUCGAUGAAGAAGGCAAUAUUAACAGAUUUUUUGUUGAGAUUGAUAAAAUUCUGCAACCUGAGAACUUAUCCGCAUCAAUCAAUCCAAAGGGAAAACAAGAUAUGCAAAAUUCUCUUUGCUCUUCUUUUCCUGCUGACCACCAGAUAACAAAGACUACGAUUGGCUUGCCUUCUCUGCUGCAGAGUGCAUCACCUACUCCAAACAGUGGUUGCAAUGGAAUUGGGAAGCCUCGAGCAAGAGCACGUCGAGGUCAGGCCACUGAUCCCCACAGCAUUGCAGAGAGGCUUCGAAGAGAGAAGAUUGCUGAAAGGAUGAAGAAUCUGCAAGAGCUAGUACCUAAGUCCAAUAAGACUGACAAGGCCUCUAUGCUUGAUGAAAUCAUAGAGUAUGUCAAAUUUCUUCAACUCCAAGUCAAGGUACUUAGCAUGAGCAGGCUGGGGGCAGCAGGAGCAGUUGUUCCUCUCAUCACUGAUGGUCAAGCAGAGGGAUCUAAGGGUUUAUCACUUACACCCUUGGUGGGUCAUGGAGUUGAUUUGUCACCAUCUCCUGAUCAAGUUGUUAUCGAACAAGAAGUGGUGAAGCUCAUGGAAUCCAAUGUGACAAUGGCCAUGCAAUAUCUACAAAGUAAAGGUCUCUGCCUUAUGCCGAUUGCACUCGCUGCUGCCAUCUCCAAUGGAAAGACGUCGUCAUCAUCAGCUCCUGCUUCUGAGGAGAGGAAGAAAUUUGGAUUCACCAACAUUCCUAAAAACAAUGAUAUUAUUCACAACACCUGCAGCAGCAAUGGUCAUGUUCAAAACUGCAACUGCAGCAGCAGCAGCAGCAGCAGCAGCAGCAGUAGCAGCAGUGGCAGCUUGUCUGGUGAUGGGAUUCAUCCCAUGACCUCUGAUGGUAAUUUUAUGAUUGGAAAGAUCAGUGCUGGUAUUAUGGCCAAUGGUUGCAAUGGCACCUUCAAACAAGAGGAAGUGAACACUCUGUGCACUGCAAAAUGACUGAAUCCUAAACUGUAAACGGUGGGCUUGAACACUAAAACGUCAAUUAACUAAAAAUAUAUAUACUUAAUAUUUUAAACUGCCAAACUCUCCAUGUGUUUUAUCCACAUGUUUUGCCUUCUCUUUUUCCCUCUUAUAUCUUGGCAUGACAAGCAGUAUGAGAGAGUUGUGUUUGCAAAUAUGUACAAAGCAUGGACAUAUAAUGCUGAUCUCAU
This is a messenger RNA of Durio zibethinus, 2430 nucleotides long. RefSeq lists its product as uncharacterized. Gene Ontology annotation, molecular function: protein dimerization activity; RNA polymerase II cis-regulatory region sequence-specific DNA binding; DNA-binding transcription factor activity, RNA polymerase II-specific. NCBI's taxonomy places the organism in Eukaryota, Viridiplantae, Streptophyta, Magnoliopsida, Malvales, Malvaceae. Gene Ontology annotation, cellular component: nucleus. The record is from RefSeq and is a predicted model, not a curated record. Gene Ontology annotation, biological process: regulation of transcription by RNA polymerase II.